Funneliformis mosseae is the source of this 978-nucleotide messenger RNA. The record is from the annotation of a GenBank genome assembly. Lineage: Eukaryota; Fungi; Glomeromycota; Glomeromycetes; Glomerales; Glomeraceae.
AUGUCUAAUAAUUUGCUUGAAAAUAUUAGCGAAAAUAAAUCAGUAUCUAUCGUGAUAAUUCAGCGUAUUCAAAAGAAAAUUGAUAAUAUUAAGGAUUUUAUCAGAUUUCAUAAAUUAAGACUAACUAUUGAGGAAGUACUUGAAUAUGAAAAUAAACAAGAGAUAAUAAGUAAUCUAGAUCCAUCUUGUAUUGAGUGUUAUCUGAUAACAAAACAACCUUUAGAAGCAUUUGAGAAUUUUUGGUAUUUCUGGAUAGUUUAUGCAAUAAAAAGAGAACAGUUUAAUAGUAUAACUAUUAGAGCUUUUGAAAAAACAUUUACAUUAGAAAAAAAUUUAGAAGCAUUAGGAAAGUGCUUUGAAUUGAUUAUACAAUCAAUUAGAUAUCAACUACUUACUCAGAAACCUUUAGAAACAUCACUUGCAGACUUAAAGAGUGAAUUUGAAACAUCAAUAAAAUCAAAAACUAACUCUAAAAGUAAUUCAAAAGAAACUUCUAGAAGAACAUCUCGAAAGUCUUCAAAAUUAUCAAAAAUAAACGGAGAUACAUUCAAUAUAAGUACUUCAACAUCUGUGGAUACACCUUUAGAAGAUAAGAGUGCAAAUAAUCCAAACUCUUCAAGAAAACAAAUAAAAUGGAAUGAUUUGCUAAAAGAAAUUAAAGAAUUUAAAAAGAAAGAUUAUGAGGAUGAAUAUAUUAUUGAUGCUUAUUUUGCUAAAGCUAAAGUUUUUGAAAGGAAAAUUAAUGUGAUAAUCGAUAUAGGAGCUGUAGAAUGCAUCAUUACCAAAAGUUUCUUAGAUUCUGUAUAUAAAGAUAUUGAAGAAUCUACAAAUAUACAAAUAAUUAGUAUUACAGAGGCAAGAACAGCACCCUUAGGAAAAAUAUUAAAAGUAGGUGUAAAAAUAGGAAAGUUUGAGAUCAAAGAGGAUAUGAUAGUUACUAAAUUCUCUAAAUAUAAUAUUCUACUUAGAAAUAAUUAG